This is a messenger RNA of Cervus elaphus (red deer), 9086 nucleotides long. RefSeq names its product myosin XVB (gene MYO15B). The transcript is spliced from 63 exons. The record is from RefSeq and is a predicted model, not a curated record. Gene Ontology annotation, cellular component: cytoskeleton; myosin complex. Gene Ontology annotation, molecular function: protein binding; cytoskeletal motor activity; ATP binding. Lineage: Eukaryota; Metazoa; Chordata; Mammalia; Artiodactyla; Cervidae. The coding region runs from base 1 to 8709 and encodes 2902 amino acids.
AUGGGCUCGGGGGGCACUCAAACCAGCGCAGACUCAGCACUGGAGGCACCAGGAGCGCAGCGGAACAGCAAGGGCCCCAGCAGCAGCAACAAGCCCCCCUCGCGGCCCCAGAGCCCAGAAGGAUCGGCGGCGGCGAGGCCCCAGGGAGAGACGGAGGAUUCCGGGACAGAUCCAGACUCGAGUCAGGAGGGGGCCGGGUCUGGACGGAGCCCGGGGGCAGCCCCAGAAACGACCCGCGGGGCCCCUGAGGCCGGCGAGGCUGACCCAGGGAGAAAAGCCGCAGCUUCCAGCCCCGUGGAGGGCAGCCCCGCCUGCAGCCCUCGGAGCUCGUGGGGUUCUCAGGACCCCAGGCAGGGCGGAGAUACAAGAGAGGAUGGGGUGCAGCUCGAAGCUGAGCCGAGGGGCGCCCCGCCCGAAAAAGCCGAGGCCUUGACUGCCCGAGGUCAGCGCCGCCAGGUUGGAAAGGUCGUGGGGAAGGCGCAGGAGGCGGUGGGCGUGAGCGACGCGGGGUCUGGGGGUGACGGGCCCCGGGCCCCAGCGCUGCUGGCCGCCUUAGUGGCGCUCCGCAGGCUCCGCGCCAGGCCCCCGCCGGGCCCAGCUCCCCAGGCCGCCGGUCCCCGCCGCUGCAGCCUCAAGGACCGGCUCGUGCGCGUGGCGCGGGCCCUGGGGUUCCUGCGGUGGCUGCGGCUGCAGCUCCAGCGGCGCGCGGGCGGCGCGCGGGGUCCCGGGACCAGCGAGGGGACGAGCCGCGGGCCGGGGCCGCGCCGCCGCCGUCUAGCGCUGAGCCUGGCGGGCGUCGCGGGGCUGUGGGGGCGACCGAGGCCUCCCCCUGGCGGCGGCCCGAGUUCCCCGCAGGUUGCGAGAAGCCCAGCCCACGACCCUUCGGGGGAUGAGGACCCGACUCCAGAUGCCAAGUUCGCCGUGGUGUUCCCCAGGGUCCACGGGGCAGGGAGUACUUCGAGCCGCGGGAGCUCAGAGGAAGGGUCCGCGGACGCCCCCGCCGGGGAGGGGCGCGAUUGGUCCUGUGGGGGGGCGUCUGCGGACAGCGCAGGGCGCAGGGCGAGUGUAGAAGGGAUGGCCGGGUCCCCCCGCGGCUCUCUCAGCCCGAAUCCCCACGAGGAGUCCCCCCUGGACGAGAGCGGCUCCAGCAGCGAAGCGGAGCCCGAGACCUUGGGAGCCGCGGCUCCCGUGCAUUGGGCGCAGUGCUCAGACCCCUACGAGGACCCCGGGCUUGACACCGAAGCACUGCUGCCCCGACUCACCUUGGAGACCCGCCGGCGGCCGGAGGGGAGCCCUGGCCCCCGCGGGUCCCUGAGGGAUCGAUGGGAGCCAGAGGACGAGGUGGAGGAGGCGCUGGAGAGGGACCUGGAGCCUCGCCUCGCACGGGGCCCUGGGGCGCCUCCCUUUCCUGGCGGCGCAGAGGGCAGGAGCGUCGGGGAAGGCCUGGAAGACACCGAGGACCUGGCCCGGCUGUGGCCAGUGUGCGACAGCUCCAUGCUGCUGUGUCUCAAGAAGAGGUUUCACCUGGGCCGAAUCUAUACCUUCGGGGGGCCCCUCCUGCUCGCUCUGAACCCCCGCCGGACCCUGCCUCUCUUUUCACCUGAGGUCCUGGCCAGCUACCGCCCUGGGAAGACCCCCAACACCACCCCACACAUCUUUGCCGUCGUGGCAUCGGCCUAUAGCCUGUCUGAGAGCACUGGGCAGGCCACCUGCAUCCUUCUGGGUGGGCAUAGCGGCUCUGGGAAGACAGAGGCGGCCAAAAAGAUGGUGCAGUUCCUACACAGCCUGGAGCGGGAGCAGACGAGGCAGAGAGGGUGUCGGCUGGACACUGUGCUGCCCCUGCUCGGCAGCUUUGGCCACGCCAAGACAGUCCUCAACACCAACGCCAGCCGCUUCGGCCAGGUCCUGGGCCUCUGCCUGCAGCAGGGGAUCAUCGUAGGUGCCUCUGUGUCACAUCACCUGCUCGAGACCUCAAGGGUGGUGUUUCAGGCCCAGGCUGAGCGGAGCUUCCAUGUUUUUUAUGAGCUGCUGGCGGGGCUGGACCCCAUGGAACGGGAACAGCUCUCCCUGCAGGGGCCGGAGACCUACUACUACCUCAACCAGGGCCGCACCUGCAGGCUCCAGGACAAGGACGAUGCCCAGGACUUCACAGGACUGGUGAAGGCCCUGCAAGCUCUGGGCUUGUGCGCCGAGGAGCUGACCGCUGUCUGGGCUGUGCUGGCCUCUGUCCUGCAGCUGGGCAACAUCUGCUUUUCCUCGUCAGAGAGGGAGUCCCAGGAGGUGGCUGCCGUGUCCAGCUGGGCCGAGAUCCAUGCCGCAGCCCGGCUGCUGCGGGUGCCACCCGAGCGCCUGGAGGGGGCGGUCACCCGGAGGGUCACGGAGACGCCCUGUGGCCAGGUCUCAAGAUCCCUGCCCGUGGAAAGCGCCGUCGAUGCCAGGGACACCCUGGCCAAGGCCCUAUACGCACGGCUCUUCGCCUGGCUUCUGAGGAGGGCCAACGCGCGGCUGGCGUCCCCCGCGGAGGCAGGCAGCACGGCUACCGUCACUGUCGUGGAUGUCUACGGCUUUGAGGCCCUGCGGGUCAAUGGUCUGGAGCAGCUGUGCAACAACCUGGGCAGCGAGCGCCUGCAGCUAUGGCACCGCCGGCUGCUGCUGGCCCAGGAGGAGGAGGAGUGUCGGAGGGAGUCGCUGCCCUGGGUGCCCAUCCCCCAGGCCCCGCAGGAGUCCUGCCUGGACCUCCUGGUAGACCAGCCGCACAGCCUCCUGAGUAUCCUGGAUGCCCAGACAUGGCUGUCCCAGGCCACGGACCACACCUUCCUGCAGAAGUGCCACUAUCACCAUGGCGACCACCCGUGCUACACCAAGCCCCAGCUGCCCCUUCCCAUCUUCACCGUGCGACAUUAUGCCGGGACCGUCACCUACCAGGUUCACAAGUUUCUAAACAGAAACCGGGAUCAUCUUGACCCUGCCGUGGUGGAAAUGCUUGCCCAGAGCCAACUCCAGCUGGUGAGCCGCCUGUUCCGGGAAGCAGAGCCUGAUGAGUUCAGAGGAGGGCCAGGCAAACCCACGCUGGCCACUCGCUUCCAGAAGUCCCUGGGGGACCUCCUAGCCCAGCUGGGCAGGAGCCAUGUCUCCUUCAUCCAGUGCCUCAACCCCAAUCCAGGAAAGCUUCCAGGCCUCUUUGACGUGGAUCACGUGGCAGAACAGCUGCGCCAGGCGGGCAUCCUGGAGGCGGUGUGUACCCGCGGCGCCAACUUCCCCAUUCGCAUGCCCUUCCAGGCCUUCCUGGACAGGUUCCGGGCCCUGGGGGCCGAGGAGCAGGGCGAGCUCUCUGACCGGGAAAGGUGUGGCAUCAUCCUGAGCCAGGUGCUGGCGGCUGAGUCACCCCUCUGUCACCUGGGAGCCACCCAGGUACUGCUGCGGGAGCCGGGCUGGCAGCAGCUGGAGCAGCGCCGGGCCCAGCAGCGCACCCAGGCCCUGCAGACCCUGCACCGAGGCCUCCGCGUCUGCAUCUCCCACCAGCGCCUCCGCCUCCUGCCAUGGAUGCAGGCUCAUGUGCACGGGCUCCAGGCCAGGAAGCGGUACCUCCGGCGGCGGGCAGCUCUGGGGCAGCUGAACACCAUUGUGCUGGCGGCCCGGCCCCUGCUCUGGAGACGGCGGAGACCACAGCUUGGGCAUCGGCACAGCUGGCACAGCGGCGGGGCCUUCGAGACGGUGCCAAGAAUGGAGCUGGGGCGCUUGGAGAUCCCGGCUGAGCUCGCUGUCAUGCUGAAGACAGCGGAAGGCCGUCAGCACGCCCGGGUCCAGAGCAUCACCGAGGCCAUGCCCCCGGAAGUUCCCGCCCGGCCCAGCCUGACCCUCCCGCCUGACAUCAACCAGUUCCCCUUCUCCAGCUUCAUCUCCAUCGGCUUUCAGGAGCCCUCCUUGCCCCACCCUGGGCAGCUGCUGACCAAGCCCCUGACCCGGCUGGACGGUGAGAACCCUCAGCAUGCCCUGGAUAUCAACAAGGUGAUGCUGCGGCUGCUGGCGGACGGCUCGCUGGCGCCCUGGCAGGAGCAGACCAUGGGCCAGUACCUGGUGCGGCAGGGGCAGCGCCGGCCGGGGCUGCGUGACGAGCUCUUCAGCCAGCUGGUGGCCCAGCUCUGGCGCAACCCCGACGAGCAGCAGAGCCAGCGCGGCUGGGCCCUCAUGGCCGUCCUGCUCAGCGCCUUCCCGCCGAUGCACACCCUGCAGAAGCCACUGCUCAAGUUUGUGUCCGACCAGGCCCCCAGGGGCAUGGCAGCGCUGUGCCAACACAAGCUGCUGGGGGCCCUGGAGCAGACGCAGCUGGCCCCUGGGUCCGCACGGGCCCACCCUCCCACCCAGCUCGAGUGGACGGCCGGAUGGAGGCGGGGCCGCAUGGCGCUGGACGUGUCCACCUUCAGUGAGGAGUGCUACUCGGCCGAGGUGGAGUCCUGGACCACAGGGGAGCAGUUCGCCGGGUGGAUUCUACAGAGCAGAGGCCUGGACGCGCCCCCGCGCGGCUGGUCUGUGUCACUGCACUGCGGGGACUCCUGGAGGGACUUGGCCGGCUGCGACUUCGUGCUGGACCUGAUCGGCCAGACCGAGGACCCGGGGGACCCGGCCUGGCCCCACGGCUACCCCAUCGCCCCCCGUGGCCGAGCUGAGAACAUCCCCCUGGCCCCCAGCGUCCAGGCCCCCUCACUGCCCCCAGGCCCCCCUCCGGGUCCAGCCCCAGCACUGCCCAGCAGGGGGCGUACAGGUGAGUCCCGGACCUCAGGGGGUCUGGACGGCUUCCUGGACCACCUCUUCGAGCCAGUCCUCUACCCCAGCCUCAGCGAUCUGGAGCAAGGCAGGGCUCUGAGUGGCCGCAUGAAGGGAGGGGGUGCCAUGGGGCCCAUGCAGCAAGGCGGCUACCCCAUGAUGUACCCAGGGAUGGUGCAGAUGCCCAGCUACCAGCCAGCCAUGAUGCCGGCACCCAUGCCCAUGAUGCCAGCCAUGGGGCCAGUCCCAGCCAUGGUGGUACCACCACAGCCACAGCCCAUGCUUCCCAGCGUGGACGCGAGGCAGCUGGCGGCCCAGCAGCAGGACUUCAUCAACCAGCAGGCGCGGAUCCUGGCCCAGCAGAUGACCACCCAGGCCAUGACCCUGUCCCUGGAGCAGCAGGCAAAGCAACUCCAGAAGCAGAGUCAGGCCCUGGCCCUGGCCCCAGCCUCAACCCCAACCUCAGCCCCGGCCCCAGCCCAGGCCCCAGCCCCAGCCCCUGCCCCUAGAGCAGUCUCCCCGACUUCACCUCCUCCGGCCAUCACCCACAAGCCCAAGAAGACACCUGCCCCCCGGAAGGAGCCAGAAAGUGGCCUGGAGUUGCAGGAGACCCCGCAGGAGGCUGAAGACAGGUGCCCACAGCCCAGGAGCUUCCAGCAGAAACGAGACUAUUUCCAGAAGUUGGGGCAGCAGCCGAGCUCGGUGAAGACCAUGAAGCCUCCAGCCAAGGUGAAGCUCCCCCAGGUGGAGGUGCAGGACGAGGAGCCGGAAGAGGAGGAGCAGAGAGCAGGUGGUGAGGAGGCGGGGGGCACGCUGGGCCUUUGCGGUUCUGCACAGGGUCUCACGUCUUUCCUCUCGUCCUGGGCAGGGCCCUCACCUCCGCCUCCCCCGGUGGUGAAGAAGCCGCCACCACCGACGCAAGAUGCAGCCAAAGCUGAACAGGAGGCUGAGGCUGAGCCAGCCAUGGAGGCGGGGCCUGGCAGGGGACACAGGCCAGCCGAGGGCAGAGCCGUGGUGCAUAGCUCGGACCCUGAGCCCUGGCGGGCAGAGCCCAGCAGGGAGAUCCGCAACAUCAUCCGCAUGUACCAGAGCCGCCCCGGCCCCGUGCCUGUGCCGGUGCAGCCAGCGAGGAAGCCCUCCCAGAGUUUCCUGAAGAAAAACAACCCUAAGGAUGAGGCUCUGGCUAAGCUGGGGAUCAGUGGUGCCUCUUCGCCCCCACAGACGCUGUCCCCCAGCCCAGGGAAGGCCCCCCCACCGGCCGUGGCCCCUCGACCCAGGACCCGACCACGGCUGAUGCCAUCCAGCUCCAUCAAGGAGAAGCAGGGGCCCCUUCAAGAGCUGUUUGGCCAGAACCCACCCACUGCCCAGAAACCCCCGCCUCCGCCUGCACCCCCACUGCCCCCGCCCUGGGAGCCAGCGAGCCCUCCAGCUGAGCCCCGCAGCUUGGUGGAGCCCAUGGGGGACCAGGGGGUCUCCACCCAGCUGCUCGUGCCCUCGGGCAGCGUGUGCUUCUCCUACGCCAGCACCCCCUGGAGGCUGUUCCUGCGCAAGGAGGUGUUCUACCCCCGGGAGAACUUCGGCCACCCCUACUGCCUCAGCCUCCUCUGUGAGCAGAUCCUGAGGGACACCUUUGCUGAGUCCUGCAUCCGCAUCUCCCAGGACGAGAGGCGCAAGAUGAAAGACCUGCUGGGAGACCUGGAGGUGGGCCUGGACUCCCUGGACAUGGCUGAGGAUGGCGUCAAGAAGCGCAUCGUGUUGGCCGCCAGGGACAACUGGGCCAAUUACUUCUCCCGCCUCUUCCCUGUCUCGGGCGAGAGCGGCAGCGAUGUGCAGCUGCUGGCUGUGUCCCACCGCGGGCUGAGACUGCUCAAGGUGACCCAGGGCCCCAGCCUGCACCCCGACCAGCUGAAGACUCUCUGCUCGUACAGCUUUGCUGAGGUGCUGGGCGUGGAGUGCCCGGCCGGCUCCACCCUGGAGCUGUCGCUGAAGAGUGAACAGCUGGUGCUGCACACGGCCCGGGCAGGAGCCAUCAAGGCCAUGGUCGAGCUCUUCCUGAGCGAGCUCAAGAAGGACUCCGGCUACGUCAUCGCCCUGCGAAGCUACAUCACCGACGACCACAGUCUCCUCAGCUUCCAACGUGGGGACCUCAUCAAGCUGCUGCCGGUGGCUACCCUGGAGCCAGGCUGGCAGUUCGGCUCCACCGGCGGCCGCUCCGGACUCUUCCCUGCUGACGUCGUGCAGCCGGCAGCUGCUCCGGACUCGUCCUUCUCGACAGAACAGAGGAGCGGCCGGGGGCACAAGGGUCAGCUGCAGCGCAGAGAGUGGGAUAGGGCGUCGGAGUUGCCCACGCACCCCUGGAGCCAGGCGCGCAGUGACAACUCGGCCACCAGCCUGUCCCCCUCCGUGGCCUACGUCGCCCUGCCCACGGACUCCGACUACACCAUGCAGGAGUUUGCCCUGCGCUACUUCCGGAAACCCCAGACCCUGCCGGCCCAGACCGGUGGAGAUGCUGAGAAGGCCAUGGCCAGCCUGGUGCGGUACAGCAAGGCUCCCAUCCAGGAAUCGCUCAUCAGCCUCAGCGACGAGGACAUGAAUAGGCAAGCUGUGGAGAGCUUCCAGGCUCUGAUGCAGUUUAUGGGGGACCAGUCCAAGCCGCGGGGCAAGAAUGAGCUGGAUCUCCUCUAUGGGUUGCUGAAGCUCUGCCAGGAGAAGGAGGAUCUCAGGGACGAGGUUUACUGUCAGGCCAUCAAGCAGGUCACGGGACACCCCCGGCCGAAACUCUGUGCAAGAGGCUGGCGCUUCCUCAGCCUCCUCACGGGCUAUGUCCCCCCGUCGAACACACUGAUGCCCUACGUGACCAAGUUUCUGCAAGACUGGGGCCCUCGCCAAGAGCUGGCCCAGAGCAGCCAGGAGCACCUCCAGCGUACAGUCAAGUAUGGGGGGCGCCGGCGGCUGCCCUCCCCAAGCGAGAUGCAGGCCUUCCUGAAAGGACAAGUAGUCCACCUGGUCCUAAUUCACCUGCCUGGGGGUGUGGAUUACAAGACCAAUAUCCGCACUUUCACAGUGGCAGCAGAGGUGCUGGAAGAGCUGUGCAGGCAGAUGGGCAUCACGGACCCCCAGGAAGUGCAGGAGUUUGCCCUCUUCCUCGUCAAAGGGGACGGUGAACCACCCGGGCUGGGGAGAAAGCAUGGUCCAGGCGCAGGUGAGCUGGUCCGGCCCCUGUGGCCCCAGGAGUACCUCAACAGCGUGCUGGGGGGUCCGGACGUGAGCCUGCACAGUCGGCGGCUCGGCUGGGAGACCCGGCUGCAUUUUGACAAUCCCACCUACGUCAGCACCCACUACGGCCAGGUGCUGCAGGACUACCUUCAGGGGAAGCUGGGGCUCAGCCCCCAGGAAGACGCCCGACUCGCCAGAUUGGCAGCCUUGCAGCAGCUCAGCAGGAACGAGGAGGAGCUCCCCUCAGAGCAAGACUUCCUGGCUUACUUGCCGAGGCAGCAGCAAUGGCAGCAGCAAUGGCAGAUGAACACGGCCACUGUGAAGAGCCUGAUGGGCCGGGAACUGAGGCAGCUACAAGGAUGCAGCUCCCAGGAAGCGCAGAUCAGCUUCAUCGAGGCCGUGAGCGAGCUGCCCCUCUUCGGGUACACGGUCUACAUGGUGCUGCGAGUCAGCAAUCCGGCCCUGCCCAGCCCCGGCCUCCUGGGGCUGAACCGCCAGCACCUCGUCCUCAUGGACCCCAGCUCCCAGGAGCUGUGCUGCUCCAUCGCCCUGAGGGAUCUGCAGCGGCUCCACCUGCUGAGCCCGCUGGAGGCAGAGGGCUCCCCUGGCCUGGAACUCAACUACGGCUCAGCCGACAACCCCCAGACCAUCUGGUUUGAGCUUCUGCAGGCCCGGGAGCUGAAGCACACCAUCACCUUCCUGCUGGACAGCAACCCUCCUUCCAGCUAGCGGCUGUGCUGCACCCAAGGCGGGGGGGCAGAGACGGAGACGGGACCCCUCCCCGGCCCACAUCUCACCUGACAAGUCUCCUCUGGGUGCCGUCAGGCCGGUCUGGUUUGGACUUCACCGCCUGGCUGUCCUGGAAUCCACUGUAGCACGGCCCACAGUGGAGUGGCUACAGCGACUUCAACUGGGGAAGUGCUGGAGCCUCACUCUGGGGUGGGCCUGCGGUGGGCACUGCAGGAACUCGGCCUGGGUGUCUGGGGGGUCACCCAGCCUGGGGGAGAUGUCCACUUGGGCCCUGGCCCACAUCAGCACGUGCCCAGACCUGGGAGGAGCAGCUGCUGAGGAAAUAAAACUCCCGAGAGAACGGGGCUGAGCGCAUG